Molecule: messenger RNA, 532 nt
Organism: Temnothorax curvispinosus
Lineage: Eukaryota; Metazoa; Arthropoda; Insecta; Hymenoptera; Formicidae
Product: coiled-coil-helix-coiled-coil-helix domain-containing protein 7-like
Exons: 3
Coding region: 217-519 (100 amino acids)
Cellular component (GO): respiratory chain complex IV; mitochondrion
Source: RefSeq, a predicted model, not a curated record
CACGUUGGAAAGAAAAAGAGAAAAGAUAAAGAAGUUUGCAAAAGAAGUUCAGCUCUAAAAAGAACACGGGCCAAAAGAGCGCGAGAGAUUCGAGUGCGGAAAGUGCAAGUAGAACGAAUAGAUUUCACGAAGGUGCAGCUACUUCUCGUUCGAAUGGCAUGACUACUCGAGGAAGGACCAGGUGUGUAUAUAAACAUUGGCCUUCUCGUCGCCGAAAUGGAUACACGGAAGGAUUCAAAUGAUAUUACAGGACGAACGGGUGACACGAGUAGGCGUGCAUUGCGACAUAAUCAAGAGACGGAUAAUCCCUGUUACAAGGAGCACCUCCAGUCGCUAAGGUGCCUUGACUCCAAUCAGAAAGACCGCAACGCAUGCGAGCCAUACUUCCUCAAUUACAAGAACUGUAAAAAUUUCUGGGCUUCCGUGCAGACUGAAAGGAGGUCGAAAGGCAUCAAGCCCUAUAUGCCACCUUUGGAGGAGCGCGUCAAGAUAAAAGCCGAAUACCUAAAUUCUAGAUAGCGACAGAUGUGCA